Molecule: messenger RNA, 438 nt
Organism: Penicillium concentricum
Lineage: Eukaryota; Fungi; Ascomycota; Eurotiomycetes; Eurotiales; Aspergillaceae
Exons: 1
Coding region: 1-438 (145 amino acids)
Source: RefSeq, a predicted model, not a curated record
AUGGACCCAGUUUCCCUUACCGGAACUGCUGUCGGUAUUGUUUCGCUGGGCUUAACCGUCUGUCAAAGUCUUGUGUAUUACUACAGCGCCUUCCGUGGAUACUCCGAAGACACACAAAAUGCGCUCAAGAAGCUUCAGAAUCUAAAAGAUAUCCUUACAGUACUUGAAGAUGUAUUGCAAAGCCAUGACAUCCUGCAAACAGAAACGGCCGCGACCAGGGCAGCUAAGCAGAAUAUUAUGGCCUGCAAAGGUGGCCUGGAACAAUUGAAAAGGCUAAUGGACAAGUGCAAGGCGAUGCCGGGCGAGCAGAAACGGGACUAUAUCAACAGAGCAUUGUAUCCCUUUCGGCGUGACACGAUCAAGUCGCUCCUCCAGCAUGUGGAGAGUCUUCAAUCAAACCUGGGCACAUCGAUGGAUAUUUUACAAUUGUAUGUUUGA